AUGCUCACUCAAAACUUUUUGCUCAUUGCCAUCGCUGCUUCGAUAUUCUGGAGCUGUGUGCAGGGGUUUGACGACCCAGGUUACGGCAAUCUCUUCAGAGUUUUGACCUACCCGACAAAUCUCUGGGAUGAGAACAAGCUGAGAGCGGUCUGGACGGCCAACUGCGGCGCGGUCAACGGAAAGAAAUGGGAGCUCGGCAAAUUCUCACACGACACCACCAUUUAUUGCUAUUGCAAAGCCGCGGAUGGUACGAGCUUGGCUGUGACUGCAGCCAAUGCGACCGACAGUGACACCCAUGCCCUUGGUCUCGGGACAUUCCUAAUAGCCUAUGUGCGCUGA
Molecule: messenger RNA, 339 nt
Organism: Ceraceosorus guamensis
Lineage: Eukaryota; Fungi; Basidiomycota; Exobasidiomycetes; Ceraceosorales; Ceraceosoraceae
Exons: 3
Coding region: 1-339 (112 amino acids)
Source: RefSeq, a predicted model, not a curated record